This is a messenger RNA of Cavenderia fasciculata, 2814 nucleotides long. It is a transcript of the gene ndrC, whose product is annotated as putative protein serine/threonine kinase. Gene Ontology annotation, molecular function: ATP binding; protein serine/threonine kinase activity. Gene Ontology annotation, biological process: intracellular signal transduction; peptidyl-serine phosphorylation. The record is from RefSeq and is a predicted model, not a curated record. Lineage: Eukaryota; Evosea; Eumycetozoa; Acytosteliales; Cavenderiaceae. The transcript has 3 exons. The coding region runs from base 1 to 2814 and encodes 937 amino acids.
AUGAGUAAUCACCAAUCUUCAGGUGAAUCAUCGCCGUCAUACUCUUCACCUUCACCAAAAGAAAAAGAAAAAGGAGGUAGUGCAUUAUCAUCACCAAUACAUACACUCAGAAAGAAAGGUAUCAUACCCAAACAAGGUAUACGACAGAGUAUUGAAGAGUUGAUUUCUGCGUUGACCGAUUUAAAGGACGGACAUAGCAAUAGCAACAAAGACAUUAAUAAUAACCAACAAGAAUCCACCACCACUUCCACCACUAACAUUUCAACACCAACUCCAAGGUCUCCCACAACAUCAUCGGUACCCACAAAUAUAUUCGCAAGCAAUAAUAACAACACCAAUAAUAAUAAUAAUUGCAACAGGGUUGAAAGAGCAAGUUCAGGAGGGGCAGGAGGAGGAGGUAGCGGAUUUAUAGGAGGAGUAGUAGGAGGUACUUCACCUACUCAACGAAUAACAAUGACAAAUAGAAGUCCUUCAUCAACUGUAGUAGUAAUGUCACAACAAAAGUCUUUAGCUAAAUUUUAUUUCCUUGCACAACAAAUUGAAUAUGUACCACAUAGCAAUCGACAUAUAGUGAUCACGUCACCGAUUGAACAGGAUCCAAUGUUGCCGGUAGAGACGUUUUCAUCGUUUCUUAAAGUGCAAUGGACUACUUGUUGGACUGUUCAUUUGGUGCCGACCACUACAUGUCUCGAGGUUUUAAAAUAUAUAUCGCAAAAGACGAGUCGAGAGGUAUGCCAUCUCAAACUGGCCGACUCUGAAGGUGUCAUUAUGGACCAUGACUUUCUUUUAAUCACUCAUAGAUGUAAAAGAUUUGUAGUCUUUGAAGAUAUUGAAAUAGAUCAACAACAACAACAACAACAAGACAAUACAACUAGUAGUGGUUGUUCAUCAACUUCAUCUUCUUUACCAUCAUCACCAACUAUUUCAACUUCAACAUCAGAUUCACAUUCACCAAAUAAUAUUAGAAAACAAGCACCUGCACCACCACCUCGGUCACCUUCAACCUAUAAUCCAUUAUUGGUUCAUACAGAGUUGAUAUCAGAGCCAACUGGUACUACUCCUACUACACCAUCAUCUACCAACACUACUCCACUUAUUUCUGGAGGUAAAUCAACAGGUCCACCAUUAUCCCUUUCAAAUGGAGGUAGUGGAGGUUCAAAUACUGCUUCAUUCCUUUCAAAUUUGAUUCUUAACGGUGGUGUAGGAGGAGGAGGUGGAGGUGGAAGUAAUUGUGGAUCAACUAAUAAUUCACCACCAGUAUCACCACCAUCAUCUAGAAAGAAUAGUGGUAAUACUAGUCAAGCUUCGAGUAGACCGAGCAGUCCAAACACACAAAACAACCAUCAUAUUGGUGGUUCUUCGGGCAGUCCGAGUAACAGCAGUGGUAAUCUUUUGUCGUCAUCGUCAUCAUCACCAUAUAUAUAUUGUAAAUUUUUAGAUCGAGUGGAACCAUGCGAUGUCCCACCAUACACGGAAAAAGGAAAGAUUCUAGACAACUAUUUUGCACAUUAUUACAAGGAACUACUCAAAUAUACGCAACAGAGAAGUCUCCGAUACCAGCGAAUAUUAGAGUUUGUCAAGGAAGGUGGAUUCGACGAGACUGGCACAAGAGGAUGGAUACAAAAACACUAUGACAAUGAAACAACAUUCCUACGUAACAAACGUGCCGGUAUGAAGUUAAAAGACUUUAAGAUAUUGACACAGAUUGGUAAAGGUGGUUUUGGACAAGUAUUUUUGGCCGUUAAAAAGGAUACUGGAGAUAUUGUAACGUUAAAGAGAAUUAAAAAGCAAGCUUAUGAAUGGGCCAAUCAACGUACUCAGGUGUCACACGAAAAGACAGUCAUGAUGAGUGAAGCAGGUGGUAAAUGGAUAACAAAGCUUUUAUACGCAUUCCAAGAUAACCAUCAUCUCUACUUGGCCAUGGAGUACCAUUGUGGUGGAGAUUUCCGUGCCAUCCUAAACAAUUUGGGAAUGCUCAGUGAAGAGGACGCAAGAUUUUACAUGGUCGAGAUGAUCGAAGCACUCAACUCUCUUCAUUCACUCGGCUAUAUUCAUCGUGACAUUAAACCAUCCAACUAUGUCAUUGACAAACAUGGACACAUUAGACUAAUCGAUUUUGGUCUCAGCAAGGAGGGUUAUGAAAGUAGAAAUGGUCUACAUCGUCAAUCAAUGACCGAUCUUCGUAGAAGUUGUAUAGAAGGGAAAUCAUCUUGGAGAAAUACUUUUACUAAUCGUUCAAAUAAUGGAAUGAUUGCUUAUAGAAGACCAAUUGCUCACUCAGCAGUUGGAUCACCAGAAUAUAUGGCACCUGAAAUUGUACAAGAUUCAGGUUACGAUCUAAGUUGUGAUUAUUGGUCAUUGGGAUGUGUAUUUAUGGAGAUGUUGUGUGGUUUUAAUCCAUUUUGUGCCGAUACGCCAAACGAUGUAUUUAUAAAUAUUAUGCAAUGGGACGAAAUAUUGGAUUGGCCACUAUUCACACAAGAUCUAUCACACGAGGCUGCAGAUCUACUCAAAAAGAUGUUGUGCCUACCACACGAAAGAUUUAAAUCACUCGAAGAGUUCAAGUCACAUCCAUUCUUUAACAUGAAUGGACUGACAUGGGACUCUAUACUCGGACAACAAGUGCCUCCAUUCGUACCAAAGGUAGACAAUGAUAUGGAUACAUCUUAUUUUGAAGAUGCUCUCAACAAUGAUCCAGCAUCUUGGGAAAUCAAUGAAGACAAUGAAAAGAGUCGUGAUCCAUUCAGUAAUUUAAAUAUACCAUUUUUCACUUAUAGAAAAUCUUCUGCUUUAAAUGUUUUAAUGAAUAAUUAA